CGGGUAUAUUAUGUAGUUCCACCAAACCACAAUUGCGCACACUUCCACCCUCGCACAUCAAGGCAAACCCCCAACCAACCUCUAAAAGCCUUCAACACAUCGCAGCACAGCACAGCCAUCAUGUCAUCACACCAGGCGCUCCAGGGGCACCUGUGGUGUGGCAUCUUUACUGGAGCAACCACACCACGGCGGAAGAGGAGGAAGGUUGCUCCGGUUACCCCGCGAUUGCCCAUACGUCUGCCAGCCACACUAUUGCAACCCCCACGAUUCGAGCUCCCGCCCUCUGUCCAUCGCCACUUGCCCCAAGCAAUUGCAGACAUGGUUGGCGAGAGCUCCGGCGAUGAAGACGGGCAGCAGCAGCAGCCGCAGCGAGGGCUUUCACCCGCGGACAGGGGUCUGCAGCGCCCACUGAACCUCCCCGCGCCCAUCCCUUUCCGUUUUCCCAGCACACCGGGAUCCCUGGUGUAUGAACCCCUGCCUCCACCCCCGCCUCCACCCCCUGCUCAACGACCCCGCCCGCAGACGCAUGCCUGCACCAAGGUUUCCCUUCAUCGAAUCCAUAAUCAGAAUCAUCAGAAUCAAGUUCAAAGGGAGCGCCUCAGAACAUUCAUCGGCAAUGUUCACAUCCUUGCGCGCCACACCACCUUCUUCCUGAAGUACUACCUUGGUGAGUUUUUGGCGUACACUACACUGUAUAUUUCUUGAAACAAUGUCCUGACUACUACGUCUGCCCACCACAGCUGAUCAUCCUCUGCACGAUUUCCCGGACAUCACGGACAAGCACAUCAGCGUGAUAUUUGAGCUG
Molecule: messenger RNA, 805 nt
Organism: Fimicolochytrium jonesii
Lineage: Eukaryota; Fungi; Chytridiomycota; Chytridiomycetes; Spizellomycetales; Powellomycetaceae
Exons: 2
Coding region: 121-705 (194 amino acids)
Source: RefSeq, a predicted model, not a curated record